Messenger RNA from Labeo rohita (rohu), 687 nucleotides. RefSeq names its product chemokine (C-C motif) ligand 27a (gene ccl27a). Gene Ontology annotation, cellular component: extracellular region. The transcript is spliced from 3 exons. The record is from RefSeq and is a predicted model, not a curated record. Gene Ontology annotation, molecular function: chemokine activity. Bases 148 to 513 code for a protein of 121 amino acids. NCBI's taxonomy places the organism in Eukaryota, Metazoa, Chordata, Actinopteri, Cypriniformes, Cyprinidae. Gene Ontology annotation, biological process: immune response.
ACACCAGAGUUUUGAAAUAAAAACAGGGUUUUCAGUGUUUCCAGAAAGUCUUUGUUCUCAAGGACCGGAAACUCCAAAGUAGUGUGGACCGCAGCGAAAGUUACGCAUUUUAAACAAAAACGCACUAGUGAAUUCUCGUAUUCAGUCAUGGGAUUCAAAGCAACAUAUUUGGUUCUGCUCAUGUGUGUCGCCAUCAUCCUCACCAGCACUAAAGAUCAGAAUCAUUCACGAUCUAAUCCUGACAUAUUCUGUCCUAAUGCUCCUCUGCAGAUGUGGACUUACCCAUCACGCAAAGGACCUCGCCGUGACACUUGCUGUAGGACCGUUUUAGAGAAAAUCCCACGGCGCAUUCUGCGAUUAGUUACCAGUUGUGAGAUGCAGAGGAAUUAUGGAGCCUGUCCCAUCAGGGCAUUGAUAUUACAUAUCAGAAACAGGCCAAUCUGUGCACAUCCCAGAAUGUUGAAGAAACUGAAGAAGAUUCACGAAACCGGCUUAAAUGCAAACAGGAAAUGAAUGAACAUGAUUGUGCAAUCUGUUUAUAAUCCAAGUGGAAGUGAUACAGUUUCAAUAUUUUGCUGCCUAUUUUUCAGCUGACAGUACCAAACAUUAUGCAGGUUACUACAAUAUACAGUAUAUAUUCUUUGUAUGCUCUGCUUUUUAAUGAAAUAAAACCAUUUUUUCACUUUU